Pelmatolapia mariae (spotted tilapia) is the source of this 1569-nucleotide messenger RNA. RefSeq names its product L-amino-acid oxidase-like. Gene Ontology annotation, molecular function: L-amino-acid oxidase activity. The transcript is spliced from 7 exons. Lineage: Eukaryota; Metazoa; Chordata; Actinopteri; Cichliformes; Cichlidae. The record is from RefSeq and is a predicted model, not a curated record. Gene Ontology annotation, biological process: amino acid catabolic process. Bases 1 to 1569 code for a protein of 522 amino acids.
AUGGAUCCAAUUGUAGUGAAAUUAUUUGCUGUCAGUGCUUUAUGGCUCACUCUGUGUCAAAGUCACACUACCAACAGGCUGAAGGAUGUUCUAGCUGAUUGUUUGAAUGACACUGACUAUGAGACGCUUCUGCAGACAGCCAAGAUCGGUCUUCCACAAACAAACACAUCUCGUCAUGUUGUCAUUGUUGGAGCUGGCAUGGCUGGAUUGACAGCUGCCAGGCUACUUAGCAAAGCAGGACAUAAGGUCACCAUAUUAGAGGCUAGUGGACGAGUUGGUGGACGUGUGGAGACCUACAGGAAUGACAAAGAGGGCUGGUAUGCUGAACUUGGGGCUAUGAGGAUACCAAGUUUUCAUUAUAUUGUCCUUCAGUUUGCGAAGGAUCUGGGAGUUCACCUGAAUAAGUUCGUCAUGGAUGACAAUAAUACUUUCUACCUGGUGAAUGGAAUACAGCCACAAAGGACAUGGGAAGUGAGGAAAAACCCUGACAUCCUGAAAUACAAUCUAACAGGAAAUGAGAUGCAUAAAUCGGCUGACGCUCUCCUACAGCAAGCCUUAGAAAAGGUGAAAAACGAAGUCAUACAACAUGGUUGUAAAGCUGCACUGAUAAAAUUUGACCGCUAUUCUGUGAAGGAUUACCUGAAAGAAGAAGGUGGUCUGAGUUCUGAAGCCAUUAGGAUGAUUGGAGACCUACUUAAUGAGCAGGGCCUUAUGUACACUGCACUCACUGAAAUGAUCUAUGACCAAACUGAUGUUUCUGACAACGUCACGUACUAUGAAGUGACUGGUGGGUCAGACCAUCUCCCCAACGCUUUUCGGAAAGGCCUUAAUGCUACCAUUCUUCUUAAUUCUACAGUCAAGCAUAUUAGCCAUUCAGAUGAAGUUACUGUGUCAUAUCAACAAGGCCAACAGUCUAACUUUACUGAUCUUAAAGCUGACUUUGUCCUGGUAACAACAACAGCCAAAGCGGCUCUUUUCAUAGAUUUCGAUCCCCCUCUCUCCAUUAAAAAGAUGGACGCCCUGAGGUCUGUCCAUUACGACAGCUCCACUAAAGUCCUGCUCACCUUCAAAAACAGGUUCUGGGAGGAUGACGGCAUCCAAGGGGGGAAGAGCAUCACAGAUGGACCGUCUCGUUUCAUUUACUACCCCAGCCACAGUUUCCCAACAAAUAAGACCAUCGGGGUCCUUCUGGCUUCCUACACCUGGUCUGAUAACUCACUACUAUUCCUAGGUCCAAACGAUGACCACCUUAAAGAGCUGGCUUUGAGAGAUUUGGAAAAGAUUCAUGGCAAGAAGGUCAGGGAUCUCUGCACAGGGGUCAUAGUGAAGAAGUGGAGCUUGGAUCCUUAUAGUUUGGGUGCAUUUGCUUUAUUUACACCCUACCAACACUUAGAAUAUGCUGCAGAGCUCUUUCAAAGUGAGGACAAGGUGCACUUUGCUGGUGAGCACACAGCCUUCCCUCAUGGUUGGAUCGAGACAUCAAUGAAAUCAGCAAUCAGGGCAGCUGUCAACAUUACCAAAGCUGCAAACAAAGAGUCAGUCAGUAGCGCAACCCGUGAUGAACUCUAA